AUGGGCACGUGUCUAUCCCUCAUCGAGGAUACGGGCACGGGAACAUACGUCGAGAUCAAGCGCGACGACGGCACGCCGGUGGCGAGCGUUGGAUUGGGGAAAGGUCGCGAGUACCGGGUGCCGGUCCAGCUCAACACCACGUACGACAUCACCUUCCAUCAGGGCGCUCGUACCGUGACCAAACGAGUGUUCGUCGGAACCAUGCACACGCAGAUGGCUACUUCGUCCAUCUUCCACGAAGAGGUGAACGGCGGUGUCGCUUCGUCGACGGGUCUAGCGGCUCGUCCAGGUACCGAGGCCGAGACCGAGGAACGGGCCAAGUCGUGCUCAGAGCCGUCUCCUAAGCUUCCGGUAUACAGUGAUUAUUACCGCGGCGCCGUCUCGCCGCGCUUGCGUGCGACGCAGACUUCAGCUCGCCGCGGGGGCGUAUAUAAACCGAGCGGGCGAAGGUCGAACGACACGAAAGUCGAGUCUCUGAAUUUGAUAGUGCCCCUCGUCGACGACCCAGGAAACGACGAGUGCUAUGCGCGGGAGAUCGCCGCCGCCGCCAAAGGAUCGCGACACAUCCUCGAUCUCCCGUCCGAGAUCCUCGUCGCCAUCCUCGCCCACCUCGACUGGCGCGAGAUCUGCCGCGCCAACCUGGUCUGCCGGACGCUGCACCACCUCAUCGCGCACACGCUCGAACUGCGCUACCUCGUCGAACUCGGCGCGGACAACAUGCUCCCGACCCCCGACCCUUCCUCGACGCCGAUGCCGACCUACCUCCGCCUCGCCCGCCUGCUCGAGCGGCGCCGCGCGUGGAGCACGCUCGCCUGGUCGCCCGCGUCGCCCGCGCGGGUCCAGCUCCCCGGCCCGUGCGCCGCGUACGAGCUCGUCGGCGGCAUGUUCUGCAAGUCGAUGAAGCGCGGCGAGCAUAGCCAUUUCGUCGCGUGCGAGCUUCCGUCUCGCGGGGAUAACGUCGAGGGCGAGGACGAGGGCGAGGGCGUGGGGGUAGAGGAAGAGGAAGAGGGAGGUGGGGGGAGGAAGACGGUGACGUUCGAGGACGUGGGGUUGUGCGCGCGCGAUUUCGGGAUCGAUCCGAGCCAGGAUCUGGUGGCGUUCGUGGAGGCGGAGGAUCCUGGGUUCUUCAACGCGUCGCAUGCGGUCGUCAUUCAUCUGCGCACGAUAUCGGGGAACAAGGACCAUCCGGAGGCGCAGGUGCCCGUGUUGUGCUGCCCGACGCCGUUCAGCGUCACGCAGGCGUUCAUCCAGGUCUGCCACGACGUGAUCGGCUUUUUCUUUUGGGGCUCCGGGCCGGGGCUCCUCAUCUGGAACUGGAAGACGGGGUGCCUUCUCGUCCACGGGAUCGGGAUCCACAGGACGCUGCCCGACCAUACCUGGGACUUUGCCUUUUUGUCCAACAGGUCGUACAUGCUGUCGAGCUUGAAACAUUCCGGCGCGCUGCACCUCUUCACGUUCGACUCUCCCCCUCCGUCGUCUCCCUCCUCCUCCUCCUCCUCCUCCUCCUCGUCUUCUCCUCCGGCCCCGUCGGUUAGCCCCGUCGCGCCCACGCACGCCGCGACGCUGCACCUGCCCUCGAUCCGGCCCGAGAUCGCGGUGUCGAACCUGUCGACGCACGCCGGGCCCGUGUGCGCGCGAGGAAGGGGGAGGGCUUCGGACGCGUUCGUGAAGGACGCGCGGGCGCGGAUCCACGUCGUGACGGUGCAUUAUGCGGGGAUCGUGCCCGAGCCCGGGGAGCCGCGCGGGCGGUGGAGUCUGUUCGUGAGGAACGGGACGUUGGAGGGGUGGGCGAUGCGCGGGCGGGGAUGCGGCGAUGGGAUCGGUGGUGAGGUGGAGGGUGGAGGGGGCGCGUUGCAGGUGCCGUGGGAGGAGUGGGGGCCGCGCGAGACGAGGGCGUUGGUGCCGCAGACGCCGUUCAGUUGGUUGAGGUAUGUGGACGGGGAGAGGGUGGUGUUGCCCGCGGCGCCGGUGCCGACGACGUCGCUCGAGGUCGUGCGCGUGCUUGAUUUUAAUGUGCGCCCGCGGCGCCCGGAGGCGCAGAGGGGGGUGGGCGAGCCGGGGAGUAGGACGGUGCAUGUGGAGGAGGUGGUGGGGGAGGAGAGGAUUUCGAGGGGGGAGGUGUGGGAGAGGGACGUGGUGACGAGCUUGCCGUACAGGAUGGUGUCGACGGCGGGGUUGAGCGGGUAUUCGGGCUUUAUGAUCGACGAGGAGAGGUUGGUGGGGAUCAAGUCCUCGAUCUCGAGCCAGGGCGACUUUGGAGAUAUCCAUGUCUUCAAUUUCUGAUUCGUCGGCGAGUCUGGGACAUUGGGCUUCUCUCUCUCUCUCUCUCUCUCUCUC
Molecule: messenger RNA, 2337 nt
Organism: Punctularia strigosozonata HHB-11173 SS5
Lineage: Eukaryota; Fungi; Basidiomycota; Agaricomycetes; Corticiales; Punctulariaceae
Exons: 11
Coding region: 1-2283 (760 amino acids)
Molecular function (GO): protein binding
Source: RefSeq, a predicted model, not a curated record